Neoarius graeffei (lesser salmon catfish) is the source of this 9194-nucleotide messenger RNA. RefSeq lists its product as uncharacterized. The record is from RefSeq and is a predicted model, not a curated record. Lineage: Eukaryota; Metazoa; Chordata; Actinopteri; Siluriformes; Ariidae. The coding region runs from base 7307 to 8329 and encodes 340 amino acids. The transcript has 2 exons.
UUUUUUUACUACAUUAACAGUUGUUCCAUUCUAUGAAAGACCUGUUCAGAAUUUGUUCAUUUAUAUUUCAUAUAAUAAUCGGUGCAGAUUAAAUGAAAUUCUCCACUAUCAUGUUAAAAAAAAAUUAUAGCACUUGACCACUAUUGCAAUCUGUAUUCAUGCUGUUAUGGAUUUUUUUUUAAUUUCAUAAUUUAUUUUUAAUUUACUACUUAUCUCUUUUUUUUAUUUAUUUAUAUAUAUUUGAAUUAUUUGGACAUGGGGGAAAAACUAUAUUUAAAAUCCAAAGAGGGAUGGAGGGAGGAAAAUUAAAACAAGAAAGAAAUGAAAUACAUAACAUAAAUGUGAUAAAAUUAAGGAUGUUUUUAUUCAGUAAACAUUUAAAAAAAAUGUUCUACAACACUCUAGCCUAGUGACUUACCAGUAACAAAAUGGUCUGAACAUAUUCUGUACUGUUGUAGACGAGAAGUAUUCAGAUCCGCUCUGCAUAAAGCAGCUAAAUACUCUGUCUCCUGGCAGAAAGCUCCUUGGUUUGCUUGUGUCUCAAUCACAGCUGGUAUUCUGUAGAAAGACUUCUUUUCACCUUUCCUAUUAGCUUUGUUAGAACACCCUAACACAGCACAAAAGUUUACCAUUGUAGGUUUUUGAUGAUCCAAGUGCCUCGUGGGUUCAAAUACCGCGCGCUGCCGUUAUUUCCCCCUAAUCACAAGUUUGUUGGUCUUCCAAUAUGGCGCAGGGUUUGUUUACUUCCGGUUUCAGGUGACGUCAGUGAAAGGGGUCUAUACUCUAAAUUAGGUGUUCCUGUGUUUGUGUGGUACACGGAUAAUGUUAUUUAUUGACGCACACGAAAGUGCUGGGCGAUAAUACGCUUACUUAGAUUAGAUAGAACUUCAUUGAUCCCUUUGGGAGGGUUCCCUCAGGGAAAUUAAAAAGAUACAGUCCACAGCCUGGUAAAAAGCAGCCAAAGUAGAGUCCAAAGUAGCAUGGUUAAAGUCCCCAGAAUUGAUGAUAAAUGCCUGAGGGUGCUGUGUCUGCCACCUUGCUAUGACAGAGUGAAUCCCCUCACAUGCUGCGUCUGCCCUCGGAGGGAUGUAAACACAGAUGGUGAUGCUAGCGGCUCCAAGUCCGGGCAACAUAAGACUGUUUUUACGGAGAAAUGUCCCGGGUUACACCAGCGGUUGUUCACGUGGAUGAUGAGUCCCCCACCUUUGCCUUUCCCGCAUGCUUUAAUGUCUCUGUUGGCUCUCACAGCAGUGAAUCCCCGCAGGUCCACGUUAGCAUCCAGUACAAGGUGUGUUAGCCAUGUCUCCGUAAAAAUAAAUAAGCUGCUCUCCCGGUAAAUCCGCUGGUUGUUCAGUGCGGAUAGCUUGUCGACCUUAUUCGGCAGCGAGUUCACAUUCCCCAUGAUGAUGGAGGGAAUGGAUGGUUUAUAGCGCCACCGGUUGUCCGCUAGCCUAGCCUUUAGCUUAGCCCCAGCUUUGCAGCCCCUGGGUUUCCUCCUCAGCUCCGCCAGGAGGGGGUGUCGUAUCCCGGCUCGUCCCAUUGUUUUCAGGACCAGCAGCUCCUCUAUCGAAUAAGCGAGAAAACUGGCUCCUGGUUGUGUGUUAAAGUUAAAAAUAUCCAUGGGAUAUGAAGAAAAACACACUGUCUUUGUAAGAAGAGCAGAAAAGUCAAAACAUGGAAAAAAAGAGGUUUAAAGAGCUAAAAACUACAGAGCUACUGGAGAGGCAGCCAUCUCACACAGCACCCAAGGUCACAUUUUCUUUACAUUUUACUUCACAUGUAUCAAGGGAUAUCCAGCGUGUCAGGGCUUGAGAUCUUGGGACCUGUCAAACACAUUAAAUGUAUAUCAGGCCUUUAGAUUACACUAAUUUGGGCAUAUCAAAGGAGCGAAGCGACUGCGCGAAUGAGCGUAGCGAUAAAUACAUAAAACAAAAAUCUCCUUAGUAUGAGUCUCAUAAAGAACAUUGAAUAUUUGGCACAACAAGAUGAUUAUAUCAUAUCAUGGUCACGUGAUGUUUUGGUUGGCAAGAGGCUAUUUAUAAAUGGCCGAUCGGAGUUAUCGGGUCAUAAAUCAUGGUAGUGUGUUAUCGGCUGUACAUACGGAUUUGAUAAGAAUGAUCCCAAGAGCUUUUACCGUAUUCCAAAAAAACCUGAAGCUCGCUGAAAGCUUUGGAAGUGGGAACCUACUGACAAUGACCGUGUUUGCUUUCGACACUUUAUAUCUGGUAAGACACAUGACUUUUUUAUUUUUUUUGUUUUGCAGUUUAAUAUUAUGAUGCAGGCCUAGAAAUUCAUAUAUUUUUUUCACAAGCCAGCCGGACUAGUUACCUUCCAAAGUAACUAGCCAAACAGAAAAUCAACUAGCCAAAAUUUGUGCAUGUAUGAAUUUUAUUCAUAAUUACUCAUUCACUUAUUAACUUAUUUUUAUUGUGAUAACCUUUGACUAAUAUAUUAAUUAUUUUGUUUACCUUUUUCAUGGGUGUGUUCUACCCUCGGAAAACACGACAAAGAGUUUCGUAGAUGGUAGCUGUCUGGCCAGCCUCGUGUUUUUUUUUUUUAAAGUAAGUUGUCUUCAUGCCUUCCUUUGACAGGUACCGGACUAUGAAGAUGUUGUGUUUCUCCAUAGUCCUAUCUGUCGACUCGUCAAGGCCAACUCCGAUAAAGGGGCUCUUCUGGAGUUCUUUGAUGAGACUAGUAACGAGCACUUGCAAUGUAAAAAUGAAUACAAAAAUCUUAUGGGUUGUAUAUCUAAUAUACUUUUUUAUAGGAUUCUUCUAGUCAGCUGAGUUGUUCAUUGUCCACCUAUUGUCAGAAUAAACCACCUAUAAAACCUAAAAAGCCCCAAAACAAUAGGUUAGUAAUAAAUUGGAUAACAUCAAACUAACCUUAUCCAAGGAAGCAAAGUUGAAUACCGUUGGUGAUUCUUUCGUGCAGUUUCCACCCCUCCUUAGGUUGAUGUCCUGCACUCCAUGGUUUUGCUGAAAUUUUAGGAAGGAUGGAUAUUUCCUGAAAGAAGAAAAUGCAUUUUCUUCUAAGCAAUGAGCACAAAAUAAACAAUGAGCACAUACCCAUACUGAGAGCAGUGGGCAGCAAUGCUACAGCACCCAGAGAGCAAUUAGGGGUUGGGUGCCUUGCUGAAGAUGGCACCUGUGUGUUUGGCUGGCCAUCUCCCUCUGUUGAGUGUGUUGCUGUUUUUCUCAAGUCUGUUGUUUGUUAUAUGGAGUAUCUCACCGCUGCAGGUGUAUGAUCGCCUGACACUUCUUAAUAUUCAUGAGUCUUUGGAAAAACUGUUGAUCUGCAGCUCUGAUGGACAUUCAAAGAUGCCUUCACCUUUUCUGGUGUUCAUAUCUCCACAUCUACGGCAUCUUUCCUACUGGCUACCUCGCAGCAGUCGCUGCAGAAGACGGGGAAAGCGAGGAGGAGUUCUCAUUAAACUUAAAUCUUACCUGGCUUCUUCUCGUCACGAUCCCCGUCGUUUAUUAGCCGGAUCCUCCAUGGACUACAGGGGCUACGAUCUGCAGAGUUCCACGGAGUACAGGUAUCUGUGGCUCCGACCGGUUCUCCAUGAUACCGGGGUGCUGCUCCCAUGUUGUCGGCUAGUGCGGACCUGUCAGCGGGGUUGUGUGCUGGGGAAUCUUCGCUCGCUCACCUGCUCCUCUCACCAGUCUGGCUGUUGCUCAGCUCGUACUGCGCUGAUUAACACCAGAUCUCUCACAAAUAAGACAUUUAUUCUGAAUGACUUCUUUACAACACAUGAUCUGGAUUUUCUCUUGCUGACAGAGACCUGGUUGAAACCAGGUGAGAACAGUGCCUUUUCGGAGCUCCUCCCUCCUGGCUGUUCUUUUUUUCAGCACCCCGCGAGCUGCUGGUCGUGGCGACGGUCUGGCUGCGAUAUUUAAAGGACAUGGGACAUGAAACAUAAAUGCACGCUAUAUCAGUUUCUUUCCAUUAAAAAUAUGAAAUAAUUGCAUCAACAAAUACAAAAUUAUCUAUUAAAUUCAGCAAAAUCGUUAUAUUCGUGAUGAUUAUAUGGCAUUUCUGCUCGAGCGCCGAUAUGCAUAUUUUACAACCGGAAGAGCCGCUGUCACGUGAUCAUACGUCACAAAAACUUUCAGGUACAGCACAAACGGGUAGAUGAAUAUGGAGAAGUGUGAAUCGUGAUGACGAAUGCGACAAAAUAGUUUUUGUGUCUUGGAUGACAAGAAAAUUUUGUUUUUAGAGUGUUUAACGUACAUUGAACAUCAUGGUGUAUUGCGACCUCCCAGUCAGUCAGACGCGCUGUUACUCCUGUUAGCAAUGUAGCUAGGCUCAGCAUGGCCAAUGGUAUUUUUUGGGGCUGUAGUUAGAUGCGACCAAACUCUUCCACGUUUUUCCUGUUUACAUAGGUUUAUAUGACCAGUGACAUGAAACAAAGUUCAGUUACACAAAUUGAAACGUGGCGAUUUUCUAUGCUAUGGAAAGUCUGCACUAUAAUGACAGGCAUACUAACACCUUCUGCGCGCUUCGACAGCGCAUUGAUACCUUCACUCGGAGUUGUACCGUUUAUUUUUUAGACAGGGCGGACGGACCAGGGCAGUCGCCCGCCUGGCCGUGCCCGACGAGGAGCGCUCUCGGCCGGUUUGGGAGGCAGACGGCAGCCCCUCCUGGAAGUGUGGUUUUACCAUGGGCCUCAUGCAGUAAGGAUUAGUAUUAUAAUUUUGGGUGUAUCAGUUAUUGAUCAUCAUAAUUCUGACUCGUUUCGCCAUUUUGAAUGUUUUCAUCUCGGACUCUGGAAGCAUUGUAUCUCAAUCAAUCUCGAAAAAUAUCAGCAAAAAAAAAAACUAGCUUGCAACGGACUUUAGCUAGAUCUAUGAUGAACUUUCAAUGUAUGAUACAAAAAUAAUACUUCUUUCAACAGAUCAUUAGCCUUUGAGCAGAAUUGUUUUUAACUUACCAGGAUGUGUUAUCGAGCCGACCGCUUUCAGUUUCAUGGGGAUUGAAUGAACUCUCACUCUCAGAAUCAUCUGACCCGUCAGAGUAAAGACAAGAUCUAUGUUCAUGUGAAUUUCCAGCUAUCGGUUCGAAUUGAUAGGGUCUAACUUCACAUCUCUGUGAAACAUCGGGAAUGUCACUGUCGAUGGUGUCCAUUUCGGUAACCUGUUUAUAUUAGAUACCCAAGCGCUGGCUCCUUGAAAAGUUUUUGUGACGUUACGGGUCACGUGACCGCUUAGCUAAUUAACGAAUCAUUGUUUUACGCUGAUGUAUAAAAAAGUUGAAUAAUGUGAUGAUUUUCACAUUUUUGAUGCCCUGCAGUGAUUUAGAUGGCAUUUCUUAUGUCCUUUAUACAUAAUUAUACCCAGAAAAAAAUCCAUGUCCCAUGUCCUUUAAGGAGAGUUUCAGAUGCCGAAUGUUAACCGCUUAAAAUUAUUCCAGCUUUGAACUGCAGUUGUUUGUGAUCGCCCUUGCCUGCCCCGUGCUGUGUGCCACAGUCUAUCGUCCUCCCAAAUUUAAUAAGGACUUUAUUCAAGAGUUGUGAGUUUUUGUCUGAUUUUAUUGUAAAGUUUGAUAAACUAUUGAUUUGUGGGGACUUUAAUAUUCAUGUUUGUUGUGCAGCAAGUCAACUGGCUAAUGAGUUUAAAGGCCUUUUGGAUUCCUUUGGUAUCACCCAGUCUCUUAAUGCACCAACACAUGAGCAUGGGCGCACUCUCGAUCUUAUUUCUCACGGGCUUUCAGUUUCCCUCAGGGAAAUAGUGGACACUGCCAUUUCGGAUCACCUCCCCAUUGUUUUUGAUUUUGCUGCCCCACCCCCACCCCCCACCUGCCAAUAAGCCUGUUUCCCCAGCUCGUAGAUGCCGUAUCCUUACUUCGUCGACGGCUGGAGAGUUUGCUGUUGCCUUUAGGGACCCUCAGCUGCAUGCUGACAGUGGGCUGGUUCCUUCCCUUUGCCCAGAGAGUCUACUCUCCACUUUCCAUUCUACUUGUUCUGCGAUUCUGGAUUCUGUUGCCCCUUUUUGGCAAAAAAGCAUCAAAACCAAGACAGAUCCCUGGUUGAAUGACCACACCCGUCUGCUUAGGCAACAAUGUAGACAGGCUGAACGGCCGUGGAAAAAGGACAAACUGCAUGGAUUGGUUAAGGGACAGUUUCGCUGCUUACCAGAGAUCGCUGAAGGAGGCCAAGUCCAAAUAUCUGUCUUCCAUUAUAGCCAAUAGCUCUCAUCCUCCAAGACUGCUAUUUAAUACUAUAUAGAUAGUUUUCACUGAUGUCACGUCAUUCUGGGGAACGCCCCCCCAGCCGCCAUCUUGCGGGGCAAACAAAACGGACCAUCGCCACUACCGGCUACGUUAUCUCGGAUGAAUUUAUGAAGUUAUAUAGUCAGCUUUCUAAAAUAAGGCAAGGCAAGUUUAUUUAUAUAGCGAAUUUCAUGCACAGUAGCAGUUCAAUGUGCUUUACAGAAGUAAAAGCAAAACAGUAAACAAUAGAAAAUAAAAUUACAUAAAAUAAAUGGGGAAGAAAAAUAAGAAUUAAACAAUAGUAGAAAUAAAAUAAUAAAAUGAAGUAAAAAUUCAGUUUAAAAAAAAAGCAGAAUAAAAUAGAAUAAGGCGGCACGGUGGUGUAGUGGUUAGCGCUGUCGCCUCACAGCAAGAAGGUCCUGGGUUCGAGCCCCGGGGCUGGCGAGGGCCUUUCUGUGUGGAGUUUGCAUGUUCUCCCCGUGUCCGCGUGGGUUUCCUCCGGGUGCUCCGGUUUCCCCCACAGUCCAAAGACAUGCAGGUUAGGUUAACUGGUGACUCUAAAUUGACCAUAGGUGUGAAUGUGAGUGUGAAUGAUUGUCUGUGUCUAUGUGUCAGCCCUGUGAUGACCUGGCGACUUGUCCAGGGUGUACCCCGCCUUUCGCCCAUAGUCAGCUGGGAUAGGCUCCAGCUUGCCUGCGACCCUGUAGAAGGAUAAAGCGGCUAGAGAUAAUGAGAUGAGAUAAUGAGAUGAAAAUAGAAUAAAAGUUAAGUUUAAAACAUGCAGAGACUGUAAAAGUUAAAGUUUAAAACAUGUAAAGAUGACUAUUAAUCAGUUAGCAGAAAGCAUCUGAAAACAGCUUGGUCUUUAGUCUAGAUUUGAAGCUGCCAACAGCAGGAGCAUUUUUAAUGUCCUCUGGUACGCUGUUUACACAUACCCGGGUAUUUUUAAAAACGCAUAUUUUCUAAACUCCGUUUUCCAAAAUAACUUCGUGCACACAGCUGCGGUUUUUUUUUUAAUUACGUUUAUAUUGAUCCGCAUAAAUGCGCUAUCGAGCUUUUAAACUACGCCAAGACUGUCGGUGGCAGUGUUAGAAGAAUGACAGUUCCACACAAGCCAGUCAGAAGCCUCAUCGAGAACCGCCGACACGAAUGUCUUCUUGUUCCUUUCAAAGAAGAAAACAUGGCACCAGGGUCGUUUGGUUGGACUGACAGCGAAGUGGAGUUACUUCUUAAAGUUGCGCAGGACUACAAGGCUACUAAAGCACAACAAAAUAUUGAUUGGGAGUCCUGUAAAGCGAAAUACUCUAACAUUUUGUCGUUAUUUUUGGACAAGUACCCACCGGAGACCAACGAGGCUUUUCCACAUGCUAAGGGGGACAUAACACAAGCAAGUCUCGCAACAAAAAUGAAGGCUAUCAGGGGGAAGUAUAAAAACGCCAUUGACACGGGACGCAGAAGUGGCCAUGGACGAGUGGUGUUCCUCUACUUGGAACUCUGCGAGGAGAUUUGGGGUGGUUCCCCAUCCACCACAACCCUCCACAACGGCCUUGAGACACGCGAUAUGGAGGAUACCGCCGCUGCUUCCUCCGCCUGUUCCUCUGCAUCGGUGUCGUUGGAGGAGUCAGCGACAGAUGACGAGAGUCUCGACAUCACUCCCGCAGCGAAGCAGAGGAGAGACCAACUUGAGGCGACACUGAAGGGACACCGGCAUGACCGUCUAAAACGAAAGCUGCCUGCCGAGGCCCACAAUGCUGCUGAGGACAGAAAUCUCAAGAAAAAGCUUGUUGACAUCAUUGAGACUGCUGAAAACAGGGCAGCUGAGAAUAUGUCCAAAAUGGCUGAUACCCUGGAUAGGCUAACAGCCACGAUUACCUAUGGCUUUGCUUUCCUGCGACAAGUUGUGCAGCCACUACCACCUCCACCACCACCAUAUUACAGUUUCCCAUUUCAGGGAAGAGAUCCCUUUGGGCAAGCUUAUGCACACACGCCACCACCACACCCAAACUCCUAUGGGAACACACCAACCAAUGUAGUGCCACUCAGCACAGUCAAUGUCACUGAUUUGGCAGACACACAUGAUGAGGGCAGGCAGGAUGCAAUUUCUUAUGCAAGCCCUUAAUGAGAAGGAUUAGCAACAUUGUUCACUUGUUGGUUGAGCACUUAGUCUGUUUACAGUAACAUUGCAACUCGUAUCUUUAUACCAAGACUUAGGGUCUUCAUAAGGGAGCCUUAAGGGUUUUUUUGUUUGUUUCUCUCAGGUAUAUUUUGUUUGUACAGCAGUAGCCUACUGAGGUGGCACCUUACUACUUGUACUACUUUUUUCAGGUAGUGAAUGUCCUAAGUUCCUAAUUGAAUUCCUAAGUUUAUUUCAAAUACCUUUAUUAUUGAACAAUUUGCACUACAGAUGUUAUGUUUGCACUGCUGCUUUUUCAUUUUGUGCACUACUUUCUAUGGGUCUAUGACAGGCCAUAUUUUGUUUACAUUUCUCAGGUUUUUUUUUUUUUUUCGUUUGAACAGCAGUAGCCUCCUGAGGUGGUACCUUGUGUACACUACUUUUUCAUGUUGUGAAUUCCGAACUUUACUAAGUUCCUGUGUUUACUGUAUUUACUAUUUACAAAGUUCAGUUCAAAUACACAGCCUGGCCAAGAAAAGGCCACACACGCUAAUAUGUUGUUGGACGUCCUUUAGCUUUGUUUACAGCACACAUUUGGUAUUGCACAUGUUUAUUGAAACAAUGCAACACCAAAUGUGCGGCGUAAUCAAAGCCAAAUGUAGUCCCACAUCAUAUUAGUGUGUAUAACCUUUUUUUUUUUAAGUCGUGACUUUUUUUGGGGCCAUGCUGUGUACCUUCAUUAUCUAAGAAUUUGUACUACAGAUGUGUAUUUGCACUGCUGCUUUUUCAUUUUGUGAAUGUUGUGCACUACUUUAUGGGUCUGUGAUAAGCCAUUACUGAAGUCAUAUCAGUAAAAUGUUUUGGGGAAAAA